AUGUCGAGUAUCUUAUAUUGGAAUGUAAGAGGUGCUGCAGACUCCAAACUGCCUGAUAUUAUUCAGGAUUUGAGAAGAAUAUAUAGAUUUAAUGUUUUGGCGAUUUCUGAGCCUCGAAUUAGUGGAGACAAAGCUAAAAAUGUUGCAAAAUCUUUGGGCUUUUCGUCUUUUGCUAUUGAGGAUGCUAAUGGAUUUUCUGGUGGUCUUUGGCUUUUAUGGGAUGAACGACAUGUGAAAAUUGAAGUGGUGGAUAGUAAUUUUCAGUCUAUUACCUCUCUUGUCACUGAAUCUGCAGAUAAGAAAUGGUUCUUCACUGCUGUUUAUGCGAGUCCUGAUCCUGUUUUACGUGAAGAGUUAUGGUCCUGUUUGGAUAAUUUUAACUCCCAUUGUUCUAUCUCUUGGCUUAUUGCUGGUGAUUUUAAUGAGUUAAUUUCAGAUGCGGAUAAACAAGGGGGACGAGCUGUUCUUGGUGGGGGUAGUUUUGCAACUUGGGUUGACAGAAACUUCAUGAUUGAUAUGGGCUACAUUGGUGCUGAUUUCACUUGGAAGGCUACCAGAAAUGGGGAAGAGAUUUUGGAGAGAUUGGAUAGAGGCAUUUGUAAUAUUUCGUGGAGACAUGAGUUCCCAGAUGCUUUUGUUCAGCACGUUGCAAGACUUAAAUCUGAUCAUUGUCCUAUUUUUCUUAGUUUGAGUAGAGCUCAAACUCCUUCUCUAACUCUCAAACCUUUCCGUUUUGAGGCAAUGUGGCUGAAUCACUCGGGGUUUGGAGAAUUUGCAAAGCAAAAUUGGUCUAUGGAGGAAGUUUCAAUCUCCAACAAAAUGGUCUUGUUUACAGAUGCAGUGAAGAGAUGGAAUGUGGAAGUUUUUGGGAAUAUCUUUAGGAAAAAAAGAAGAUUGAUUGCUCGCCUUGCGGGUAUUCAAAAGGUCCUCUGCCAAAGGAAGUCUCCUUUUCUUGUGAAUCUGGAGAAGGAAUUGAUGAAAGAAUAUCAUGAGAUUUUAAGAAGAAACAGAAUCGAAGGGCUUGAAGAUGAGUAUGGCACUUGGAGGACUGACAGAAAUGAUCUGCAUUCUAUUGCUGUUAGCUAUUUCAAGGGAUUAUUCAGAGAAAAGAAUACUUUAGGAGUAAGUGACGCUAUUCCUAAUCGUUUCCCAAGAAUUGAUCCAAGCGAUCUUGGUGACCUCAGUCGUGAUGUUUCUGAAUUAGAAAUAAAGAGUAGUAUGUUCUCCAUUGGUGGGCUCAAAGCUCCCGGCCCUGAUGGAAUUCCUGCAAAGUUCUUCCAGGCUCAUUGGUCAACAUGCAAAGAUGACAUUAUUAAGAUGGUUAAAGAGUGCUUUGAUAAAUGUGAGCUCCCUGAGAACCUGAAUAACACGCUCAUUGCUUUAAUUCCCAAAGUGGCAAGCCCUCUCUCCAUGAAGCAGAUGCGACCGAUUAGCCUUUGCAACACUUUGUAUAAAGUGGUCUCAAAGAUCAUUGUGCAAAGAUUAAGGCCCAUGAUGAGUACGCUAGUCUCUCCUACUCAGGUUAGUUUUAUUCCUGGCCGAAAUAUUACUGACAAUAUUAUUGUAGCUCAAGAGCUUUUGCAUAAGUUUCGAAACUCCCGAGGGAACCUUGGGUUUAUGGCUUGGAAGAUUGAUCUUGCUAAAGCUUAUGACAAGCUACAGUGGCAUUUUAUUAAAAGUGUGCUAUGGGAAGUGGGUAUUCGGGGUAAAUUAUUACAGCUGAUGAUUCAGUGUUUUACCUCUGUCAAUUCCAGAGUCAUAAUUAAUGGAGAAGCCACUGAAAAUAUCAGUCCAGAGAGUGGGCUAAGACAGGGUGAUCCUUUGUCCCCUUACCUGUUUGUCUUAUGUAUGGAGAAGCUUUCUCAUUUAAUUAAUUUUCAAGUAGAACAAGGUACUUGGAAACCGGUGAAAAUCUCUAGAAAUGGCCCUGCUGUCUCCCAUCUUUUCUUUGCAGAUGACUUGAUCUUAUUUGCAGAGGCUUCUCUUUCUCAAGCUGAGGUAAUGCGUUCUUGUAUUGAUUGCUUCUGCUUAAAUUCAGGCCAAGAAGUAAGUUUUGAAAAAUCCUCCCUUUUCUGUUCUCCAAAUACUGAGGAAGGGCUUGCUACUCAAUUAUCAGACAUUUGUGGUUCUCCAUUAACUGAUGACUUAGGGAAGUAUCUUGGAGUGCCUCUGUUACACUCAAGAGUUACCCCUGAGACUUAUAAAGGCCUAGUGGAGAAGGUCCAACUCAGACUCACUUCUUGGAAAAGUCACACCCUCUCGAUGGCUGGGAGACACACCUUAAUUCAAUCGGUUACAGCUGGACUACCAAUUUAUACUAUGCAAUCAGUAAGACUUCCUAUGUCCAUUUGUAAUACUCUUGAUCGUUUGAACAGGAACUUUCUUUGGGGGCACACUGAAGAACAGAAGAAAAUUCAUCUUGUGAAGUGGGAUACAGUCUGUAAACCUAAAUGUUAUGGUGGCUUGGGUCUGAAGAAGACAUGUCUUGGUGUUUUGGCUGCUAUAGCUUUGAAGCCUAUUCCUCCCAAUGUCGAAGGGCUAAGAGUGUGUGAUGUUUAUUGUGGUGGAUGGGAUUUACACCGGGUGCAAGAAUUUUUAUCUGAGGAUGUGAAGUUAAAAAUUUUGAGUAUGCAUGCAGGAGGUAUUCGCAGUGGUGAUGACACGAUCAUUUGGAGGUUAUCACAGAAUGGGAUUAUUUGUGCUGGAGGAGCCCUUCGAAAUGAUAAGGGGGAAUGGAUGAAUGGAUUUGCUGUCAAGUUGGGCAUUGGUCAAGUUGUUGAGGCUGAACUUUGGGGGCUUCUUAAAGGAAUGGAAAUGGCUUGGCAGAAUGAGUGUAGACAAUUGAAAAUUGAAAUGGAUUCACUUGUUGCGGUUAAGUUGGUUCUCUCUCCCAUUGCUCAUCUCCAUCCUCUUUAUAGUAUUGUGGCAAGUUGUCAGGAACUCUUGAGUAGGGAUUGGAAUGUGUCCCUUAUCCAUGUUUACAGAGAAUGUAAUUCAGUGGCUGAUUUGUUAGCAAAUAUUGGGCAUGGGUUUGAGCCUGGAUGCAGAUUCUUUAGCUCUCCUCCUACUGAUGUUGUGCCUCUUCUGGAAGCUGAUCUAUUGGGUUUGUCCAAACCAAGACUAAUUGUGUUUUAG
This is a messenger RNA of Rosa chinensis, 3135 nucleotides long. RefSeq lists its product as uncharacterized. Gene Ontology annotation, molecular function: RNA-DNA hybrid ribonuclease activity; nucleic acid binding. The coding region runs from base 1 to 3135 and encodes 1044 amino acids. The transcript is spliced from 4 exons. NCBI's taxonomy places the organism in Eukaryota, Viridiplantae, Streptophyta, Magnoliopsida, Rosales, Rosaceae. The record is from RefSeq and is a predicted model, not a curated record.